Messenger RNA from Panicum hallii, 1907 nucleotides. Its product is annotated as phosphoribulokinase, chloroplastic-like. Gene Ontology annotation, biological process: carbohydrate metabolic process. The transcript has 5 exons. Gene Ontology annotation, molecular function: ATP binding; phosphoribulokinase activity. Gene Ontology annotation, cellular component: chloroplast; cytoplasm. The coding region runs from base 468 to 1649 and encodes 393 amino acids. NCBI's taxonomy places the organism in Eukaryota, Viridiplantae, Streptophyta, Magnoliopsida, Poales, Poaceae. The record is from RefSeq and is a predicted model, not a curated record.
GCGGGGCCCACCAUAUCUUCUUCCUCAAAGCCACCACCAAGGCACCAAGCUUUCUCAUGGCCGUCACAAGCCGCAACAGCACCAUCAGGGACAAAAACCAGAGCAGAGGGAGGAUUCACUGACCUGAUGAAGAAUUAAGAGAGCACAAAGAAAUCACGCAGCCACAAGCAGUCAAGCAGACAAGCCAAGGAGCCGAGAUCUUGUUGGCUUGCUGCUGAUCGGAGGUCGGAGCUGAGCUCACCAUAAGCUCUGCCUCGCCUUCUCUCACCGUAUCACCAGUCAUCAGGCACUCAGGCAGUCACCACUCAACAGACAAGACUACAAGAGAGAAGCAAGAACAGACAGACACCAGAUCGCCAUCUCCGAAGCUAGUUCUCCUUGCAGCUUUCAUCGUACUGCGGCGCUGGGCGUGGUGGUGGCAAGAGAAGGUCGGCCAGGCGGUCUCUUGGCGUCGUCUGGUCUGAUCCAUGGCUGCCUUCGCGGCGCACACGAGCGCCACCAGCUCGCACUACUCGCCGCCGGGCACGGCCAUCCUGCUCCGGAGCAGGAGGCGGGCCUUCGCCACCCGCGUGUCGUGCUCGGCGGCGGCGGCGGCCGGCAAUAAGACGGUGGUGAUCGGGGUGGCGGCCGACUCCGGGUGCGGGAAGAGCACGUUCAUGCGUCGGCUGACGAGCGUGCUCGGCGGCGGGGCGGAGCCGCCGAGGGGCGGGAACCCGGAGUCCAACACGCUCGUCGGCGACACCGCCACGGUGGUCUGCCUGGACGACUACCACUCGCUGGACCGCGCGGCGCGCAAGGCGCGGGGCCUGACGGCGCUGGACCCGCGGGCCAACGACUUCGACCUCAUGUACGAGCAGGUGAGGGCCAUCAAGGACGGCCGCGCCGUCGACAAGCCCGUCUACAACCACGUCACCGGCCUCCUCGACCCGCCCGAGCGCGUCGCGCCGCCCAGGAUCCUCCUCCUCGAGGGCCUGCACCCGAUGUACGAUGAGCGCGUCAGGGGCCUGCUGGACUUCAGCAUCUACCUGGACAUCAGCGACGAAGUGAAGUUUGCAUGGAAAAUUCAGAGAGACUUGGCAGAGCGCGGGCACAGCCUAGAGAGCAUCAAGGCCAUCAUCGAGGCAAGGAAGCCCGACUUCGAUGCCUACAUUGACCCGCAGAAGCAGUACGCGGACGCCGUGAUCGAGGUCCUGCCGACGCAGCUGAUCCCGGGCGACGACGACGGCAAGGUGCCGCGCGUGAGGCUGAUCAUGAAGGAAGGCGUGAAGCACUUCGCCCCGGUGUACCUCUUCGACGAAGGGUCCACCAUCAGCUGGAUCCCCUGCGGCCGGAAGCUCUCCUGCUCCUACCCCGGCAUCAAGUUCGCCUACGGCUUCGGCGCCUACUUCGGCCACGAGGUGUCGGUGCUGGAGAUGGACGGGCGGUUCGACAAGCUGGACGAGCUCAUCUACGUGGAGACCCACCUCAGCAACCUGUCCACCAAGUUCUACGGGGAGGUGGCGCAGCAGAUGCUCACGCACGCCGACCUCCCGGGCAGCAACAACGGCACGGGUCUCUUCCAGACCAUCGUUGGGCUCAAGAUCAGGGAACUCUGCGAGCAGAUCGUCGCCGAGAGGGACGCCAUGACGGCCGACGCCGUCAAGGUCUGAUGUCUGAUGAAGCCGGUGGUGAUUGUUAUGUGCACUGUAGUUGCAGACUUUGUAGUAGUGUGUUUGUAUAGAAGAUGUUGCAGGGACAGUGCAGUGAACUGUGAACCACACAAAACGGCUAAUGCAGUUUUGCAUCAACUGAACAAUUAGGCAUUAGGAGUUGGUUUGCCGUGGGGUAUGACCAUAUCAGUUCCUUGGAACUGGAAGUCAUGACCAGUCAAUUUCAAGGCGUCCUGAAGGGUUAUUUGCAUCUAGUAA